Molecule: messenger RNA, 771 nt
Organism: Meloidogyne enterolobii
Lineage: Eukaryota; Metazoa; Nematoda; Chromadorea; Rhabditida; Meloidogynidae
Source: the annotation of a GenBank genome assembly
AUGCAGAUCCAUGUUUGUUGCGUUGCAAGGAUGAAUAUAUGUUCUACACAACAACGAAUACUAAAGCUGUUAGAAGGGAUACGUUUGCAGUUGAUAAAUAUAAUUAUCUCUACAGAAGAGAACAAAUCUCCGUUGGAUAGAAUUGCCGCUGCUUGCGAUAAACACAAUAGUUUUCUUUCGUGUAUUCGUAAAUGCCAGCAUUCCAUAGCUCGACAAAUUAUUGCAGAUGGGCAACAAGCAAUGAAUGCAAUUUGUCAAAGUUUUCGAAUAGACAAAGAAUUUCAAAAUUUUGUUCUACCCUGCCUUGUAAGGAAUGGACCACGUAUUGGAAAGAGUUGUCAACUUCAUUGGUCUUUAAUGGAAAGUGAUGUUUACGAGACUAUUAGUCAACGACAAUUUUUAUAUAAUGGAUAUGACCCAUCCGAAAUUGAUAAAAAUGAGGAAAAUGAUGGAUUCCAACGAUUGUGUAGGGCAAUGAAUAGCUAUGCUGAUUGCCAUCUUAAAGCUAUUGCCAAACUCUGCCAUCGGAGAACAAUUCCAUUUUUUGUUAGAUUCAAUGCAAAAAUAUCGGCCGCACUUCUUCAAAUGCUCCUCGAUUGGUUCGGCAACACUAAUUCACAAUUAGACACAAAAUGGACAGAAUGUGAGCAAUGGGAACCUCAAAAACUGUUAAAAUCUGUUUUGGAUGAGCCUUCAAAUAAUGCCUAUUUUAUUAAAUUUUCAAAAAAUAUUUUUGUUUAUUUUAUAGUUUUUGUUUUGUUUUUAUUUUAA